AUGGACGCGUGGCAACAAUUUUUCACGCGCGCCGGAAUUCCGCGCGACAUCGCUUCCGCCUACGCCAAAUCCUUCACCACAAAUCGGAUCACCAAGGAAAUGCUGUGCGAUUUGGACAAAGCAACUUUGGCAGAGCUAGGAGUCACUGCAAUCGGCGACCAAUUGCUCAUAUUAAAGCGGAUUGCGGCGGGUGCGGAGCGGAACGCGGAAAAGGACGCGGAAAGGAAGAUUCCGCAACGCGCGCGAAUCACCGCACCGACGGAUGUGACGCAAGCGUCGCAUCACCGCAAAGGUCGUCCGCCUCCCGACCGCAACGAGAUCUACCACGUCAAAAUGCCCGUCGGCUCCACUGCCCGAACCCAGCGGAUCCUUGAGAAGGCGCGGAAGAUGCGCGCGGAAGGGUUGGCGGUACGCGGAACAACCGGCGUGCGGCAAGGCGGAAGAGCGGUCUCACCAAUCGAUAAGACGAGCCAAGCGGCACGCGGAAUGCGGAAAGCCAGAGAUUUUGGAGAGGUUUCGAGUAGCACGGAUUUUUUGCGCGGAAGGAUUCAGAAGGUUGGCGUUUCCGGACGGAUUGGCAAGCAUGCGGAAACGCGGAUGACUGGAAUAAGGAUUCAGGUCAAAAAUGAUGUUAGGGUGAGGAUUUUGGGGUGAAUUUUGGAAAAAUUGAUCAAAAAUGACCUAAACCCAAAAUUCCAGCCCUAA
Caenorhabditis angaria is the source of this 705-nucleotide messenger RNA. Lineage: Eukaryota; Metazoa; Nematoda; Chromadorea; Rhabditida; Rhabditidae. The record is from the annotation of a GenBank genome assembly.